AUGGAGUGUCGGGUCUCCACCGUGUCUUACCUGAGCUGGGCUCUGAUUGUGGGGGGCGUGGCUUACCUGUGGCGUCAGACCCGGAACCACACGGGCUACGGCAGGUACGUGAAGCCGACGGAUCGCGUCUUCUGUUCGGCUAAACUCGGCUGGUUCCUGCAGGAGGUUCCGUCCUUCCUGCUGCCGCUGCUGCUGCUGCUGCUCACCGACCAACCGGGAACCGGAGCAUCUACCGGGAGGACCCUGCUGCUCUCCACCUUCAUGCUGCACUACUUCCACAGGAGUUUCAUCUACGCCUUCCUGACCCGAGGCCGUCCCGUCCCGCUGCUGCUCGUCGUCUACGCCGCCGUCUUCUGCUCCAUGAACGGCUUCCUGCAGAGUCACAGCCUGCUGCACUGUGGUCGCCAUGACGACGGGCGGCUGAUGGACGCAUGGAGGUCUAUCGUGUCUCUGGUUUCAGGGUUUCUUCUCUUCGUGGCUGGUUUGAUCAUCAACGUCCACAGUGAUCACAUCCUGCGCAACCUGAGGAGACCUGGAGAGAUCGUCUACAGGAUUCCUUACGGAGGAAUGUUUGAGUUUGUGUCCGGUGCGAACUACCUGGGAGAGAUCGUGGAGUGGUUCGGUUACGCUGUAGCUGUGUGGUCCUUACCCGCCUUCGCCUUCGCCUUCUUCACUGCCUGCUCCAUCGGGCCCAGAGCCUGCCAGCACCACAGAGACUACCAGCAGAGGUUUGAGGACUACCCUCGCUCCAGGAAAGCUCUUAUUCCCUUCGUCCUGUGA
Molecule: messenger RNA, 780 nt
Organism: Scomber japonicus (chub mackerel)
Lineage: Eukaryota; Metazoa; Chordata; Actinopteri; Scombriformes; Scombridae
Product: 3-oxo-5-alpha-steroid 4-dehydrogenase 2-like
Exons: 5
Coding region: 1-780 (259 amino acids)
Biological process (GO): steroid biosynthetic process
Cellular component (GO): membrane
Molecular function (GO): 3-oxo-5-alpha-steroid 4-dehydrogenase activity
Source: RefSeq, a predicted model, not a curated record